Messenger RNA from Trematomus bernacchii (emerald rockcod), 2753 nucleotides. Its product is annotated as UBA_like_SF and PTH2 domain-containing protein. NCBI's taxonomy places the organism in Eukaryota, Metazoa, Chordata, Actinopteri, Perciformes, Nototheniidae. Bases 267 to 821 code for a protein of 184 amino acids. Gene Ontology annotation, cellular component: mitochondrion; cytosol. The record is from RefSeq and is a predicted model, not a curated record. Gene Ontology annotation, molecular function: protein binding; peptidyl-tRNA hydrolase activity. The transcript has 7 exons.
AAUAUCAGCAGAAUAUCUGGAACGCCACAUUCAUCAAGAGGCAGCAUCCUCCAACCAACACAGGGUCCAAAAUGGAGUAACGCUGAACACCGUACAGUCGGGAAUCCCACUGAAUGUUCUCUCAGUUUCAAACGGAAAGUUUUGCGUCGCAGGUGAAAAUUGAGACUUCUAAAAACCACUGUGAGGAAAUCGCCUUCGUUGUUCCUGCUGUCUAGCUAGCUGCGCAGAACAGGUGUUCAUUGUGACUGCCUGUGUUCCAGUGAAGAAUGGAGCCUUCAGAGCAGGCAGGCCCAGACUCCGGCUCUCAGGAUGUCAACCCUGUCUUCCUGCAGCAGCUCAGAGAGCUGGACAUCCCAGAGGAGGCAGCCAAACAGGCACUUCUACACACUCGGAACGUGUCUGCCGAGGAGGCGGCAAUGUACUACUUCAACAAGCUGGAGAAUGAGGAAGAGGGGGACGAUGACCUCAUGUUCAAGAUGGUGUUUGUGGUGAACAUGGACCUGGCCAUGGGGGUCGGAAAGGUGGCAGCCCAGGUUGGGCACGCUGCUGUGGGUUUGUACCAGGCUCUACAAGAGAAGAACAGCUGGAGGGAGAUGGCCUGGAAGUGGGACCACAGUGGAUCCAAGAAGGUGGUGGUCCAGGGGACUAAUGUGGCUCAUCUACUGGAGCUGCAGGCCCUGGCCAUGAGCCUCAGUCUACCCGCCUACCUGGUCCAAGAUGCAGGGCUCACCCAGGUGGAAGCUGGGUCGCGCACCGUGCUGGCCAUUCUUGGGGAGGAAGAGAUGGUGAACAACGUCACUGGGAGUCUGAAGCUGCUUUGAGGGGCUGACCCCCACGGUGGGGGAGGCAUUGCUCUGCAGUGCCACUGUGCAUCCAGCAGAAGGCAUUAUUUCCCAGCGGCGGGGAGAGUCUUGGCAUGCAAGCGGCAACCUUUACAAAAAAAAAAGACCUGAAGAACAAGGGAAAUCCAGACAUGUCCCAACACCAGAAACAAACCCCCUCAGCCAUUUGUUUCCCUUUCAUUCUUUGUCUGAGCCGCUUAGCCGGCCUUAAGAGCAGGAGGGGAGAGAGCACGGUUGUUCACAGGGUAACGAGGCGUAGGCCGUUGAAUUUUCUUUUUCUGGUGACCUUUCUCUUUUCACACAGGCAACUUACUUACUAAAGUCUUAUUAGAACACUUCAAACUCCUUGAGUAUGUGGUCCAGUUUCAGAUAUGGCAAAGUUAAAAAAGUUGAGUUGGUGGCCGACCAAUAUGCUUAUUCAAGGGGCAAUGUACUUUAGACAAAUACACGAUGUAAUUAUAAUUAUACCCAUAGCAGACGUAGUAUUUCCCUGUUGGAUCCACUAUUCCUGAGUGAAGGAUAACCUAUUAACUGAUAAUCUGUGAACACUCAUUUUGAUGUUUAAAUGAUUUUGUGUCUGUAUGCAACUUUUUCUCCCAAAGACCCCUAUCCUAUAGAAUCAAUAACAUUACUCAUUAUGGAUAAAUGGCUAUAUAUUGUAUACAUUUGCCUGUUGGCGGGCCAUAUACUGUAUAAUCUGUGGUGUGCCAUCCUGAACCAUAUGCGCAGUUACUGGACUUUGUUGUAUUGUUUUUCUUUGUGCAAAAGGGAGAAAACUCUAAAUUGAAAUGUUUGGAGUUACUGUCAGAAUUGAUGGCGGUCGAGAGGUUAUGUGGAGCCAAAACGUCAUGUAGUAAAGGUCUGCUGGGCUAACGUAUGCACUGACUGCCUGUGAGGGAUAGUUCACUUUAAUGAAGUUGAUCCAUUUACAGCUUGACAAAAUGCAGAUAAUUGUGUGUAUGACAAUUAUUAUAGACUUGGUGAAUAGUCUUGCACACUAUUAAUCUUAAUACACAAAAUUAUGUUUGAGCUGUGUCUAUGUUCUCAUUUACAAAUAGUUGCGGGCAUGAGCUGCCACUCCCAGAAUUCCUGGUUUAAUGUCAAAGAUUUUAUUUGUAACAGAAAUCAUAAAGAAACGGCGGUGGCAUGCAUGCGAUAUGAAAUGUACAUUUGAAUAGACAAGUUGGAAUCCCAAAGUUCUGUCAAUUUUAGUUACAUGUCGACACUUUGAUACCUCCUAUGUUUUACAGCCAUUUGUGUGAGUGCUUCAGACUAUGGAGACAAUUAAAAUGCCUCCAGAUUAAGUAACAACCAUCUUGAAUCGUGUUUUGUUCUUACACACUUGAACAUACAGACAAUGCAUAUGAGAGAGGGGCUGGAGCAGUGUGGGGGAGGGUGGCCAUAUUGCAGUGCGUGGUUAGGACCGGCCAUAUUACAUUGCUUUUUCACCGCAGUAACUGGCAGCAUUGUGAAAUAUGGCCACUGCCGACCAUGAGAGUCCGGCCGGGGAGCUUGUAAAUAUUAACCUCAUGACGUGCAGUUGGAAAUAACUCUGGGGGUCGUGUUUAUUUAGUAGCCUACAACCGAGUAGAUACCACAGAGAGGAAGUCAUUCCUAGAAAAUAAUUGCAUAUCCAGUUGAAAGUAUAAAUAACCAAGGGAAGUUGGUUAUUACUGUAGGGCGUAGCCUUCAUUUCAUAUUAUAUCAUUGAUCUAUUACAAAUAUGCAUUGUCGUCAGUGGCUUAGCAGGAUUGUGUUCACACCUGUUACUAAUGCAAGGUAAUGUGAAUGUUUACAUAAUUUCCAUAGCGUGAUACUAUUAUGAUGGUUUGACAGCACAUUGCUAUUUUAAUGUCAAGUGUCACAGUAAGGUGUACAAUCUCGUGUAAUACUAUUAAACCACAUCCGGAU